GUUUCUUUCAGAGGACCGAUUCGUUCCGCCGCCGUGUUUUACUUCUACGAGGUGGUGUUAGCAAGAAAGCAAGCAACUCGAUCGCGCUAGCAAGGCAGGUGAAGAAGACAUGGCAGACUACCACCGGGUCCAUCCGGUGAUCGCCGGCUCACCGCUUCCGGCUCCGGAGCAAGCCAAGGACAAGCUAAAACCCAGCGCUGCCCAUGACGAGCAGGUGCUGCCGAUCACGGCCCCGCCACCCUACGCGCCGGCGCCUAUGCGCGCGCCGCGGCGGAAGAGGCACAGCCGGUGCUACCGCUGCGUGUGCUGGACCCUGGUGGUGGCCAUCGUGCUCGUCGUCGCGCUCGGCGCCACGGCGGGUAUCCUCUACGCCGUCUUCAGGCCCAAGAUCCCCACCUUCAACGUGGACCGCCUGACCGUGACCCGGUUCGACGUGAACACCACCACCGCGGUGGUCACCGACGCCUUCGAGGUGCAGGUCACGGCCAACAACCCGAACCGCCGCAUCGGGGUGUACUACGACGGUGGCGAGGUCACGGCCUCCUUCAACGGCACCGAGCUCUGCAGCGGCGCCUUCCCCGCGCUGUACCAGGGCCACCGCACCACCGUGCGCCCGCUCAUCACGCUGCAGGGGCAGACGAGCCUCGACAGCGCCGUGGCCGCGCAGCUAGCGCAGCAGCAGCAGGCCGGGUUCAUCCCGCUCACAGUGAACGCCCGCGUGCCCAUCCGGAUCAAGUUCGGCGUGAUCAAGCUGUGGAAGAUGACGGGGAAGGCGCGCUGCAACCUCGUCGUCGAUAGACUCCAGGCGGAGACGCGGCUCCGCAUCCGCUCCAACAGCUGCAGCUUCAAGCUCAAGAUCUAG
Molecule: messenger RNA, 862 nt
Organism: Lolium rigidum
Lineage: Eukaryota; Viridiplantae; Streptophyta; Magnoliopsida; Poales; Poaceae
Product: NDR1/HIN1-like protein 6
Exons: 2
Coding region: 110-862 (250 amino acids)
Cellular component (GO): plasma membrane
Source: RefSeq, a predicted model, not a curated record